This is a messenger RNA of Ectocarpus sp. CCAP 1310/34, 2198 nucleotides long. The record is from the annotation of a GenBank genome assembly. NCBI's taxonomy places the organism in Eukaryota, Phaeophyceae, Ectocarpales, Ectocarpaceae.
GUUGUUGACUGUUAUUUGCCGCCGACCCCCAGCCGGGAAAGAGCAAUCUGCAAUCUGGCAACAAGAAUGUGGUGAGCUGAGAGGGGAUCUACGCUCGCAGGCGUUACUGGUGCUAGCCUGGAAGACUCCUGUCUCUGGUGGCCCAAGUUGGAGUGACGCGCGCAUCAGAUCAGACCAACCCACAUGAUAUUGGCGGCGGUGGCGGCGGCUGCACUAGGAUUUGUCAACGAAGCGAACCCGAUGACGAUGCGUGCAGCGUUGUGCUCAAGCUACGGCCCCGUCGACGAGGUGCUCUCUGUCGUGGAGGAUGCCCCACGCCCAACCUUCGAUCCCGCGGGCAAGGCGUCUCGGGGAUACGCCCUUGUCCGGGUUCAAGCGACCGCUCUGGCACCCGGUGACGUACGCGUACUGAGCGGCCGAACGGCUGAAAUACAGGGCCCGCCGUCUCUCCCAUACGUCGCCGGCGGUGCCGACCUCUGUGGUGUGGUGGAGGCCGUCGCCGACGGGGAGACGUACCUCAAGGUGGGCGACAAGGUGGUGUCCCAGUUCCACCGCAACUGGGGCGGCCUGGCCGAGUACGCGCUCGCCAAGAGCAGUCAGUGCGCGCGGAACCCGCCCGCCGGUUUAUCCCCGGCGGAAGUGGCCGCGACCGCUUCCAGCGGCGCCUCGGCGGUCGUAAUCUCCCGCCACGUGAAGCGCGGCGACCGGGUUCUGGUAAUCGGGGGUUCCGGGGGCGUCGGUACGUUCCUCGUGCAGCUCGCCCGGGCCAAGGGCGCCUCCUACAUCGCCGCCGUGUCCACGCAGACCGAGCUGAUGGCGGAGCUCGGGGCGGACAAGGCCAUCGACUACCGUGAAGAGGACGUCUGGGCCUCCAGCGAGUUCCAGGCGGAGGCUGGGAAGUUCGACGUGGUGUUCGACCUCGUGGAGAAGGGGUGGGACCGGGUGACGUCCAAGGGCGGGAGGGCGAAGCCGAUCGUGAAGACCGGGUGGCGAGGCGGACGUUUUGUGACGACGGUGCCUCCAUGCGGGAAGUGGUUCGAUGGUCACUCGAUAUGGCAGAUCAUCCGCGUGUUCAUGCUCCCCGUCCUCGGCAAGAUAAUCGGUACGUCGCUGUGGCCGUGGGGACGGCCGCGCUACAAGUUCGCCUUCGGCCUCGGUGUCGACGCAAAGCGCACUCAGUUUGCUGAGCUGUUUGCGCUGAUCGAAGCUGGCGACGUGCGCGUCGUGCUGGAUGGGAAUCGACCCCGCCGGUUCACCACGGAGGAGGUCCGCGCGGCGUUCAAGCUCCAAGAAAGCGGGCAUGCGCACGGCAAAGUUGUGGUACAGGUGGCAGAAUGAGUCUGCUUGACUUACGACGGGUCCAGUGCAGGCUGCACCAUCAAAGGCUGUAUCUACAGUUGGUGGUUCUUGUGGAGGAUGGUCAAACGACCAUCGUUUGUACAGUAGAGGGCCUUCAGGACACACACGUGACGGUGUGCGGGCCUUCUUGUGUGACGUCGGCCUGUGCGACACAAUUGCCAUUUUCUCGAAUGCCAUGCUUCCAUGAAUACGCUUUUGUUGUGAGUGCCCUCGCUCUAUCCGGGUGUCCCUGACUCUGCUGGUCUACAUGUACACCCUUUUUUUAUGUGUUUUUUUUUCAGGAAAGCCUGAACUACUUGAAACGGGAUUAGGAUUCCAGUCCCCCCCCCUCGCACUCCAGUGAGCGCCGAGCGGACCCUGGUCCAAGAAGGAAAUCACGUCGGUACAAUAGGUUCGUCGGCAUUGUCAGCCUGUUUUUGGCCACGUGUUAGAAUUACUUCCUUUGUUGCGGGGAUUUCCUCGAACUCCUCACAGGCAUCUUCACUUUUGUACGAGAGCACACAUUGAGGGAGAGAGAGCGAGAGAGGUUUGGGUCUUUUGCAUCCCAAACUAUUUGUACAGCAGUAGAAUGACGUACGGUAGUUCUUACGAGUAUAUGUUUGGGCGUACUUGCAGUACCGGCUCUACUGCAUGUGUUUGAUGCGGUCUUGUGAAGGCGUUGCCAAGCGCUACAACCGCGAGGAAGGCAGCUUGUGGGCGUGUGUGUGAAUAUGAAAAAUUGCUCUUGUGCAUCCUCUUAGCGUACCCCUUGCCACAAUCGCCAACAACAGGAUAUUGCUAAACAAUUACAGCUGCUUUUCCCCACAACCGAAGCGCCAAUGGGUAAAAUGUGGUUGCUA